Molecule: messenger RNA, 1449 nt
Organism: Puccinia graminis f. sp. tritici CRL 75-36-700-3
Lineage: Eukaryota; Fungi; Basidiomycota; Pucciniomycetes; Pucciniales; Pucciniaceae
Exons: 4
Coding region: 1-1449 (482 amino acids)
Source: RefSeq, a predicted model, not a curated record
AUGUUCAUCCAGAAAACGCACCUUUUCAUCAUAGUUUUAGCCACUUCAGCUUGGGGGUUCCCUCUUCGUCACUUCAAUCGAGGCCAAGAGAAUGUGCUUCAAGUUAGAAAUCCCCCCACCUCUGCAGACGUUUAUCAGAGAAUACACAAGAAAAGACAAGCGCCUCCAGAAAAGCCCGCAGGAGGUGGUUCAGGAAUGCCCAGUGAGGCUCCCAAGACACCCGCCACCGAUCCGAAAGCAAAGAUGUCGGCCAAGCCCACCGACAAAACCGAUGGUACUCCUCCGAAGGAAGCCAGUAAAGCCCCGGAAGCUGCUCCCCCCAAUACCAGCAAACCUCCAGAGGCUGCUCCUCCGAAGGAAGCCAGUAAACCUUCAGAAGCUUCUCCUCCAAAGGAAGCAGCUAAGCCUCCAGCCGCUCCUCCAAAGGAAGCAUCUAAGGCUCCAGAAGCCCCUCCAAAGGAAGCAGCCAAGCCCCCAGAAGCUCCUCCAAAGGAAGCGGCUAAGCCUCCGGAAGCUCUUCCAAAGGAAGCAGCUAAGCCUUCAGAGGAUCCUCAAAAGGAAGCAGCUAAGCCUUCAGAGGAUCCUCCAAAGGAAGCAGGUAAGUCUCCAGAGGCUCCUCCAAAGGAAGACGGGAAACCUACCGAAACUGGGGCAGCUCCCGAACCAACCGACAGAACCCCAUCAGAAACUUGGGCGGCCCCCGAACCAGCCGACAAGAAAUCUCCAGAAGCUGACGCCCCUCCAAAAGAAGGCGGUAAGCUUCCGGAAGCUGGGGCGGCUUCUGAACCAGCCGACAAAAAACCUGCAGAAACUACUCCACCGAAGGAGGCCAGCAAAACACCAGAAGCUCCUCCUUCAAAGGAUGCCGGUAAACCUCCAGAAACUGGCGCGGCUCCCGCUCCGACUGAUAAGAAAGACGCAGCCCCACCGGCGCCUGCCCCGUCCAAAGGUCCUGACGUGUCCAAAAUCAAAGAGGCCUUGGCCAAGCACCGGAAGUAUUCGAUGAUUUCACCGCACGACUUAGAAAACAUGGCCAAAAGAAAGCAGAUGCAACCAGCUACCCCCAGCGCACCUGCCCCCGCCCCUAAGGCCCCGGCAACAACUGCCGACGCUAAGGCACCCACCGACGCUAAGGCACCCACCGACGCUAAGGCACCCACCGACGCUAAGGCACCCACCGACGCUAAGGCACCCACCGACGCUAAGGCACCCACCGACGCUAAGGCACCCACCGACGCUAAGGCACCACCCGACGCUAAGGCACCCGCCGACGCUAAGGCACCCACCGACGCUAAGGCACCCGCCGACGCAAAGAAAACCGCCGAUGCUAAGGCACCCGUCGACGCUAAGAAACCUGACGAUGCUAAGACAGCUGCACCGGCAGCCCCAGAAAAAACCCCGAGUGACCCUCCUAAGAGUGGCGGAGGAUCACCUCCUCCAGCAGUCUAG